Messenger RNA from Exophiala oligosperma, 490 nucleotides. RefSeq lists its product as uncharacterized. The transcript has a single exon. NCBI's taxonomy places the organism in Eukaryota, Fungi, Ascomycota, Eurotiomycetes, Chaetothyriales, Herpotrichiellaceae. The coding region runs from base 41 to 490 and encodes 149 amino acids. The record is from RefSeq and is a predicted model, not a curated record.
CACCAUUACCAGUACUAUACCGUCGUCAUCAUCGUCAACCAUGAUUUCCAUGGACAAAAUAUCCUCAACAACAACAGCCGCCACCAUCAUCUCCGCAUGGCCAUACGUCUGGGCAUACGUCUAUUCGUUCAUGCUCCUAUCCAUCGCCUUGGCCACCUUUACACCCGCCGCUCAUCACGUAGCCGAACGAGCAGGCUUCCCACAACCGCGAGACAGACCCUUGAACGUCUACGUUUAUUUGUUGGCCGGUAGUCAAUUGAUGAUCGGUCUUUCCGUGGCCGUGUUGGUGUUUUUGGGCGAUUGGAAGGCGGUGAGUGUGGUCAUAGCUUGUUCUACCCCGAUGGGUUUGAUAGGGACGACACUUUCUGCUAGGACUCCCUCAACGGGUGGUGGAGGCGGCAUCAUCGGAAACAAACCAUUCUGGUCUCACGCCAUGAUGGUCACAAUCGGUACUUGUGCGGCCUGGAGACUGAUCAAGGAGAAUUGGUGA